Daldinia decipiens is the source of this 1599-nucleotide messenger RNA. RefSeq names its product putative monooxygenase. Gene Ontology annotation, molecular function: FAD binding. Bases 133 to 1368 code for a protein of 411 amino acids. The transcript is spliced from 5 exons. NCBI's taxonomy places the organism in Eukaryota, Fungi, Ascomycota, Sordariomycetes, Xylariales, Hypoxylaceae. The record is from RefSeq and is a predicted model, not a curated record.
GGUUAGAUAUCUACCUAUAUAAGAUGUGAUAGUCAGCCGCCAUGACUGAUAUUGACUUGAACAUCUCAUUACUUCAUCAUUUUGACAUAAAGCGUAUUAACACCGCCUAAUUGACUCGACACGACUAAAACAAUGGCUAUUGGAGUUCCAAAACCCCGUGUACUGAUUGUCGGUGCCGGCAUCGGUGGACUUACACUGGCCCAGUGCUUGCGAAAGCAGGGCAUUCCAUUCGAGAUUUUCGAACGAGAUACAGAUGCACACUCUCGAUUCUUAGGAUGGGCCAUCGGCAUACACGGAAUUCUGGAUGAUUUAAUUGCAUCAAUCCCCGAUGAUUUACCGCCAAUAAAGGAGGGUAUAAGUCACCUAUUCCCACUGAAUCUCGAAGCGCAAAUUUCUUUGUACAUCCACGGAAAGCACACCGCCGUACAAUCUACUCCCGAGAAGCCAAUUAUAAGAGCCAACAGACCUCGUCUUAGGGAUUGGCUCUCUACUCAUAUCCCAAUUCAAUGGGGAAAGAGACCUAUAUGGAUAGAACAAGUUCAAGACAAAAUCCUACUCCAUUUCGAGGACGGAACUACGGCCACGGGUGAUAUUCUCGUCGGUGCAGACGGAAUAAAUAGUUUUGUGCGUGAACACCUUCUUAGGGUUCCCAACAAGGAAACUAUCCGUCUCGUUCCAAGCUGUAUGAUCAUCGGCGAAACAACUUUAUCGGGAGAAGCAUUCGAACGUCAGCUGUCCAUGGCACAUAGCUGCUAUAUGGCGAGCGGCCCAGCUUCCAGCAAUUAUUUCCUGUUUGUAGGCUUGAACCAAGUGAGCCCGGACGGAAAGUCUGGGCGGUACUAUUGGUUUACGGCGGAAACAGAUGAGUCCAUUUCCAAUGAAGACCACUGGGCUAAAUCUGCUUCGAAAGCGGAUCUAUACGACCACGUUGUUAAGUUGACGAGCAAUCUUGAGUCUAGGUUUUCAGAAGUCAUCAGGUCGACCUCAGCGAGCGAGGUCAGAGAUAAACCUUUCAUAAUCCGCGAUGCGGAGAUUGAGCACUUGCCGGUUGGCAGAAUAACUCUGCUUGGCGACGCGGCUCACCCAAUGGGCCCAUACCGUGGCGAAGGCGGCGUACACGCCUUCCGCGACGCGUUGAACCUUUCAAAGGCCAUCGGGCAGCUCAAGUCAAACGAUACGAGCGAAAUCGAGUCUCUCUUCAGGCCCUAUCAGAAAGAAAUGCUGGAACGAGGCGUGCGCGCCGUCAAGGCUUCUAGAGGCCAGCACAGUUAUAAGGGCGUCACCACCAGUAAUCAAAUAAUAGCAUGGGGACAGACUCCUGUUGAAGUUCCGGAUGAGAUCAUCACCCUCGAGGCUUGCCUCCCUUGACAGGUAAAAGGUGGAGAUGCCCCGGAAUAGAGCUGAUCGCGUCGCUUGUAAGUUUCUUGAUGGAGAUCACGUCCCGUCCAUUGCAUUGGAAGGGUUCGGGAUUCUCUUGUCACUUUUGUCGCUGGAAUAUAUGGAAUUUUAUAUGUUUUAUCAACCUAUAUUAGUUAGUUACCUAUACAGUUAAUUUUAAGUCUUAGAAGUGACGUUGAUCGAAUUAAGCUACCUAACCCA